Alternaria atra is the source of this 1653-nucleotide messenger RNA. RefSeq lists its product as uncharacterized. Gene Ontology annotation, biological process: carbohydrate metabolic process. Bases 1 to 1653 code for a protein of 550 amino acids. The record is from RefSeq and is a predicted model, not a curated record. Gene Ontology annotation, molecular function: hydrolase activity, hydrolyzing O-glycosyl compounds. The transcript has a single exon. NCBI's taxonomy places the organism in Eukaryota, Fungi, Ascomycota, Dothideomycetes, Pleosporales, Pleosporaceae.
AUGCGCAUCCCUACAGCUAUUGCACUCGUUGGUUUAUCGACUCGCCUGUCCAUGGGGAGUCCGCUCAGCAGUAAUCAUGGACUUACAAGCCGGGCUGAGACGUUUAACAAUCCAGUCUUGUGGCAAGACUAUCCCGAUCUCGAUGUCUUCCGGGUUGGCGAUGUGUUUUAUUAUUCCUCGUCGACUUUCGCCUUUUCUCCAGGCGCGCCGGUGCUAAAGUCCUACGACCUCGUCAAUUGGACACCAGUAACUCACAGCGUACCAAGACUGAACUUCGGCUCGCAGUACGACCUCGAUAACCCAUCGGACCGCGCUUACGUUAAGGGUAUCUGGGCCAGCACUCUCAGAUACCGGCAAUCGACUGACAAGUUCAUCUGGAUUGGCUGCAUCCAAUCCACUGGCAAGUCGUACAUUUGGACAGCGGACGGAACCCAUGCCGCCGCCAACAAUGGCGAGGUGUCGAACUGGAACUGGACCGCUGCAGGCACAUUCCCGAAGUGCUACUAUGACAAUGGGCUUUUCAUUGAUGAUGACGACACUAUGUACAUAGUGUACGACAAAUAUCAGAUCAAGGUUGCCCAGUUGAACGCGGAUGGCACCGCCGAAGUCAGAAGUCAGCAGGUCUAUGAAGAUCCAAAUGGUCUUUAUCUUGAGGGUUCGCGGAUGUAUAAGAUCAACGGGACAUACUAUAUUUUCGCUACCAAGCCGGCUGAUGACGAGUGGGUCUUGAAAUCGGACAAUCCAUGGGGCCCAUACGAGGCGCGGAUCCUGGUUGACAGCAUUAAGGGGCCUUUGACCAACGCAGGCAACAGCCACCAAGGUGGAGUAGUUGAUGACAAAGAUGGAAAUUGGUAUUACGUCGCGUUCAUGGACUCCUACCCUGGAGGACGUAUACCUGUCGUUGCACCCUUGACUUGGACGGAAGACGGAUGGCCGGAGGUUGUAAGAGUGAAUGGCGAAUGGGGGAAGACCUAUCCUAUACCAGUCACAACGGAUAAGACUGUUCCUCCCCCUACAGGCUUGGAUGGUUUUACCGGAACAACAUUGAGCAACGAGUGGGAGUGGAACCACAACCCCAAUAACAGCAAGUGGAGCCUAGCAGGCGGUGCUGGAGGUCUCAAGCUCCAAACCGCUACUGUCACGAAGGAUCUCUACUCGGCUCGCAACACGUUGACUCACCGCAUCUUGGGCCCGAAAUCAUCAGGAACCUUCAAAAUUGACAUCAGCAAGAUGGCUACCGGCGAUCGUGCUGGUGCUGUACUUUUCCGUGAUACUGGAGCGUACAUCGGUAUUCACAAAGAUGGCUCCACGACUAUGCUUGUCAUGGUUAACGGCUUGAAAAUGAACGCGGACUGGACUACAAACUCUACCGGUACUAUUGCUGCCACAGGGCCCGUAAUCCCAUCCAAAACAACACAGUUAUGGCUCCGCGUUGAGUCGGACAUUACGCCGGCUUUUGGCACCAAUACAAUGCGACAAACUACCUUCUGGUAUAGCACUGAUGGUAAAAAAUUCUUGCAACUUGGUCCAGCAUACGGCAUGGCAAACACCUGGCAGUUCUUUACUGGAUACAGAUUCGGUGUGUUCAACUUCGCGACAACAAAGUUGGGUGGCGAGGUUACCGUCAAGAGCUUCGAGCUGAAACUGGUAUAG